Messenger RNA from Medicago truncatula (barrel medic), 1336 nucleotides. Its product is annotated as isoflavone reductase. The record is from RefSeq and is a predicted model, not a curated record. The coding region runs from base 199 to 1155 and encodes 318 amino acids. Gene Ontology annotation, molecular function: oxidoreductase activity. The transcript is spliced from 5 exons. Lineage: Eukaryota; Viridiplantae; Streptophyta; Magnoliopsida; Fabales; Fabaceae.
UAAAUUUGGUCACCAAAACACACAGAGAGUAGUAGAUAGAUGGAAGUUGGUGGCAAUCCAAAUUAGUCCUAUAAAUAUCAAACAAAGUAUAGUUUAUUCAUAACACACUCACUACUACUUUGGUAACUUACUCAGAACAAGAAAAAACAGACACACAUAAACACACUUGUUUUUUUACUAAAGUUAUUUUUUCUUCCAAUGGCAACUGAAAACAAAAUCCUGAUCCUAGGACCAACAGGAGCUAUUGGAAGACACAUAGUUUGGGCAAGUAUUAAAGCAGGAAAUCCAACAUAUGCUUUGGUUAGAAAAACACCUGGCAAUGUUAACAAGCCAAAGCUUAUUACAGCUGCUAAUCCUGAAACCAAGGAAGAGCUUAUUGAUAAUUACCAAUCUUUAGGAGUUAUUCUACUUGAAGGUGAUAUAAAUGAUCAUGAAACUCUUGUUAAGGCAAUCAAGCAAGUUGAUAUUGUGAUUUGUGCUGCUGGUAGACUACUAAUUGAGGAUCAGGUCAAGAUUAUUAAAGCAAUUAAAGAAGCUGGAAACGUUAAGAAAUUUUUCCCAUCCGAAUUUGGGCUAGACGUGGACCGUCACGAGGCAGUUGAGCCAGUUAGACAAGUUUUUGAAGAAAAAGCGAGUAUCCGAAGAGUAAUUGAAGCUGAAGGAGUUCCUUACACUUACCUUUGUUGCCACGCCUUUACCGGUUACUUCUUACGUAACUUGGCUCAACUCGACGUCACUGAUCCUCCUCGGGAUAAAGUUGUCAUUCUUGGAGAUGGAAAUGUGAAAGGAGCUUAUGUCACUGAGGCUGAUGUUGGGACUUUUACCAUUAAAGCAGCAAAUGAUCCCAACACAUUGAACAAAGCUGUCCAUAUAAGACUCCCCAAAAAUUAUUUGACCCAAAAUGAGGUUAUUGCUCUUUGGGAGAAAAAGAUCGGAAAGACUCUUGAGAAAACUUAUGUUUCAGAGGAACAAGUUCUCAAGGAUAUUCAAGAAUCUUCAUUUCCUCAUAACUACUUGUUGGCAUUGUAUCAUUCACAACAAAUAAAAGGAGAUGCAGUUUAUGAGAUUGAUCCAACCAAAGAUAUUGAAGCUUCUGAAGCCUAUCCUGAUGUCACAUACACCACUGCUGAUGAAUAUUUGAAUCAAUUUGUCUAAGUUUGUCUUCCUGGGAAUGUUCAAAAAGACAAAGAUGAUUUCUUUUUAAUAGUUUCACAGACUGUGUCACAUCUGUGUAUGUUUCUUGUGUUUGUUUAGUUUUGUUCUCAUUAAAUCCCUCCCAAUUGAUGUAAUAUUUUGCAAAAUUAAAAUAAUAUUGUAUUCUGUUCCACUGGUUGCA